AGAAACAUCAAUUUGUUGUUUCGCUUAUUUAUACAUUCACUGGUGGCUUCUUGCAUGUGCCCUGACUGGGGGUCAAACCUGCAACCAUGGCAUAUCAGGAUGCUGCCCUAAGCAACUGAGCUGUCUGGCCAAGUCGGCUGCCUUUUGCAGGUAGCCCUCCCCUCCACCCCUCCUCCAUCCCUCCCCUCCAUCCCUCCUCAGGCCUUUAUAGUCACUCCUUCCUUCUCACCCCCCCUGAGCCCAGGCCAUCCAGAAAGUUAGCUAUAAAAUUGUUCCAUCCAAGUUCAAAGCCAACAGCAGAACAGAUGUUCCCUGAGCACUGGGAAGUGGGGGUGGAUUGGUUUGGGACACACAGUCCUCCCGUUGAUGAGAUUAAAGAGGAGAUGCCUCAGGGCUGGGCUGGCUUCACUGGCGGGCCCCCAGUGCACAGUCCAGCCGCACCUUCUCCCUCUGCCCCUUGAACAGGCAGGCAGAGGGUUGUGCUUAUUUUUUCACUCUUCCUCUAGUCCUCACUGACAUCCUUCGGAGCUUUCGCUUCCUCUUCUCUGUUUUCUGUUUUAUUCUGAUACCAAAGAGCCCCUGCUGUUUCUCUUAUUAUUCUCAUAGCCUAAGAAGCUCACAUUUCUUUUUCUUAGAGGUAUUCGCAGACUCAUAGAGGAUAGAACUGGCAAGAAUCUUUGAGAUUAUUCUUGUCCAGUCUUAUUUUGGAGGUAACUGAUAAAGGUUACUUUAAAAGGGAUUUGUAGUCACAGGAAGGCUUGGCAUAUUCCAACCCUUAGGCUUCUCUUAAUAGUGUGUUUACUUUUCUUGAUCAUCGUUCCACCUUUGUUAUGAAAUGCCGACUGUAUCUGGCCCACAAAGCCUGCCUCUGGCUCAGUUGCCUGACUGGAACAGGCCCUGGCACACAGGAAGGAGAACCUGCCCAGAAAACGAUGUGUAAGUAUGUCGCUGUGGAGCUGAAGUCCGCCUUUGAGGAAACUGGCAAGACCAAGGAGGUCAUUGACACAGGCUAUGGCAUCCUGGACCGAAAGGCCUCUGGCGUCAAAUACACCAAGUCGGACUUGCGGUUAAUCGAAGUCACUGAGACCAUUUGCAAACGGCUCCUGGACUACAGCCUACACAAGGAGCGGACUGGCAGCAACCGGUUUGCCAAGGGCAUGUCAGAGACUUUUGAGACACUGCACAACCUGGUACACAAAGGGGUCAAGGUGGUGAUGGACAUCCCCUACGAGCUGUGGAACGAGACCUCUGCAGAAGUGGCUGACCUCAAGAAGCAGUGCGACGUGCUGGUGGAAGAGUUUGAGGAGGUGAUCGAGGACUGGUACCGAAACCACCAGGAGGAGGACCUGACUCAGUUCCUCUGUGCCAACCACGUGUUGAAGGGCAAGGACACCAGCAGUGCUCCUCGCCCAGGGAACCAGUCUGUUGAGGCCGUCUCUCCUCACCCAGGCUGCCUAGCAGAGAAGUGGUCUGGCAAGAAGGGGGACACAGCCACUCUAGGAGGGAAGAAGCCCAAGAAGAAGAGCAACAGGGCCAAAGCAUCCAGUGGCAGCAGCAGCAGCAGCAAACAGAGGAAGGAGCUGGGUGGCCUCGAGGGAGACCCCAGCCCCGAGGAGGAUGAGGGCGUCCAGAAGGCAUCUCCCCUCACACACAGUCCCCCUGAUGAGCUUUGAGCCUCACCCAGCACCCCCUGAACCCAGACCCCCGGCACGGAAGUUGAAGAAUCUGGGGCAUGGCUCCGGCAGGCAAAGACAGACCUCCUGGCCUUGGGUCCUCCCCGCCUCAUGCGUCCUCUUCCUGUCGGAGAAAGACACUAUCCUGGGAGCACCUCGGAUCGGCUGCGGUCAGUCUGCACCAGCCUUUUCCCUCCAGCAAGCAUUUCUGUCUCGUCAAGGCUUCGGGCAGACCAUGCGAUUUCAGGACUGCCAGGGACUCCAGUGUGAACUCAGGAGGGCCAGGUGUCGCUGGGCCCCGGGACUGGAGCCCUCUGGCAAGUGGGAGGAGGACACACCUGGCCUCAUUUCCCCUCGCUCCUACCUGCGCAGGAAAGCAAGACUACAGGCCCCAGCUCCUCCUCUCUGCUCACCCUCCUGUGGACACCUGUGCUCUGCCCGGUCCUCCCCAGGGCUCACAGAGUAAAAACCUUUUGGCCUUUUUGGUUCUGA
Messenger RNA from Artibeus jamaicensis (Jamaican fruit-eating bat), 2165 nucleotides. It is a transcript of the gene CNPY3, whose product is annotated as canopy FGF signaling regulator 3. Bases 831 to 1673 code for a protein of 280 amino acids. Gene Ontology annotation, molecular function: signaling receptor binding. The transcript is spliced from 6 exons. The record is from RefSeq and is a predicted model, not a curated record. Gene Ontology annotation, cellular component: endomembrane system. Lineage: Eukaryota; Metazoa; Chordata; Mammalia; Chiroptera; Phyllostomidae.